AUGUCGCGAGAUACCGGAUCAAGUGACACCAAGGUGUACCUUGGUAACCUCGGCUCGCACCCACCAAGCACGGCCGAAGUCGAGAAAGAAAUGGGCUACUACGGCAAGUUGGUGUCUGUUUGGAUCGCUCGACGACCGCCAGGAUUCGGAUACGUCGAAUUCGAAGAUCCCCGCGACGCAAAGGAUGCCAUCCGUGAUCUUGAUGGACGAACCGUGUUUGGUCGUCGAUUGAAGGUCGAGCUGUCCCACGGUCGCCGACGAGAAAACCGAAGGUUAGUUCUUCCAUCUCCAGUGGAGUCGAUUUUUCUCGAUCCUCCUCUUGCAGAUCUGCCUCCUCCAAAUCCAUCCUUCCUUCUUCAAGAGAGUCUGCCGGGAGAGUGA
Molecule: messenger RNA, 381 nt
Organism: Oikopleura dioica
Lineage: Eukaryota; Metazoa; Chordata; Appendicularia; Copelata; Oikopleuridae
Source: the annotation of a GenBank genome assembly